This is a messenger RNA of Ctenocephalides felis (cat flea), 509 nucleotides long. RefSeq names its product liprin-beta-1-like. The record is from RefSeq and is a predicted model, not a curated record. NCBI's taxonomy places the organism in Eukaryota, Metazoa, Arthropoda, Insecta, Siphonaptera, Pulicidae. Bases 16 to 396 code for a protein of 126 amino acids. Gene Ontology annotation, cellular component: presynaptic active zone. Gene Ontology annotation, biological process: neuromuscular junction development. The transcript has 3 exons.
GGUGUACACGGAGCUAUGCUGGUGCACGAACCUCGAUUUUCAAGCGACUUGCUAGCUGAUUUAUUGAGUAUUCCUGCUAACAAAACUUUAUUAAGAAGGCAUUUGGCCACGCAUUUCAAGGAAUUACUUGGUCGAGAUAUUAUGCAAGGCAAACGUGAGGCCGAGUCUACUCUUGGCUUUGUUCCACUCACCCUAACAGCUAAAGUGAAGGUUCCCAAGAAAUCACAGUUCUCUUUAAAACGCCAUAAAAGCCCCACGUUAGAUGAUCUUGGAGAAUUAGUAUGUCCAAUGAAUGAAAAAGUGCCAGGUGAACGAUCUACUCAUAUGCCUAUGAAGAAAAACAAAGCCGGACUGGAUGCAUCUGAAUCAUUAGCAGGAAUCAUUAAUGAAAAAUAAUGUUUUAGCCUUUUUUUUGUUCAACUGACUAACUAUUUGAAUAAUCAAAUUGUAUAGCUUUAAGUAUUUUUAAACAUUUUAUAUUUCAGAAUUCGAACGAUACACACCUCUAG